Messenger RNA from Suncus etruscus (white-toothed pygmy shrew), 600 nucleotides. RefSeq names its product methyl-CpG binding domain protein 3 like 1 (gene MBD3L1). The transcript has a single exon. The record is from RefSeq and is a predicted model, not a curated record. The coding region runs from base 1 to 600 and encodes 199 amino acids. Lineage: Eukaryota; Metazoa; Chordata; Mammalia; Eulipotyphla; Soricidae.
AUGGGUAAGACUUUACAAAGGAAACCUCAUGCAGAUGAAGACCAAGCCAAGCCAAAGCUUUCUUUGAGUAUCUCCAUCCCUUUGAGAAUGUCAAGUUACAUAUUCAAGGGGCCAGUUACUAGAAUCACAUCCCAUCCUGGAAAUAAGGUCAGAUGCCAUCAUUGGGAGGAAACCUUGAACAAGCCACAACAGGUCUGGUGGCAGGAAAGACUGCAAGGACUCCAGGCCUAUAGCAGCACAGGAGAACCUUUAAGUACUCUGGAUCUUGUCAAAGCCUUGCAACAAUUUACACCUACUUAUGCAGGUGAAUUCCUCCCAGGUGUACUGUCAGGCAACCUGGACUUUGGGCCCAAGCCAAACCCUGCCCAAACUUUGGACUUCACAGAGAUGAUUUCUGAGUCUGGUCUGGAAAUCCCACACAAUCUCAACAGACCCUUUCUGGUGACUGAGGAAGAUAUCAGGAAACAGGAGAGGAAGGUGAAGAUGGCAAGAGAGAGAUUGACAAUAGCACUGAUUGCAGAUAGUCUGGCUAGUGAGGCAGAGAAAGUGAGUUGCCAAGAAGAACCUGAAAAUCACUCUGAAAGAAAAAAGACAUUGUAG